CAAUUCUCGUAAAAAAAACACCCAAGCCCAUUCUAAUGAAAACAAAGUUGAAUUGAAAGUAUCACUGAACUCGCUCUCGCUCGCUCGCGUUCAACUGGCCAUAAAGAAGCUAUAACCUUACCGGAAAAGCUGACGGAGUUGGUCGUCGUCGUAUCAAGAAACACCGUCGGAAACAGUUAGAAAGUUCAGUUGAGUAAUAGGUAGGAAGUUCGUUGGGAGAAUGUCGUCGACUUUGCUGGAAGUGACUCGGUCGGGGCACGAGGAGGUGGAGCGGUUUGAGAGAUUGAUAGCGAAGGAUCUUCAGAAUGAUCCCACAUCCAACAAGGACCGUUUGUUUCGGAGUCACCGUGUUAGAAAUAUGAUCGACACCAUCACCUCGACCACUGAAAGGCUGAUUGAGAUCUAUGACGACAAAGACAAUGCAAGGAAGGACGAGAUUGCUGCACUGGGAGGACAAACUGCUACUGGAAUUAAUGUUUUCAGUGCCUUCUAUGAUAGACUCAAAGAGAUACGAGAGUAUCAUAGGAAGCACCCAGUUGCACGUGUUGUUGAUGCCAAUGAUGAUCUUGAAGCCCUUCUUAAAGAGGAACCUCAAAUUGAGUUCAGCGGAGAGGAAGCUUUUGGUCGAUAUUUAGACAUGCAUGAAUUAUAUCAACAGUAUGUCAAUUCUAAGUUUGGAGAGCCAAUUGAGUAUUCUGCAUACCUUGAUAUCUUUUCUGAAACAGAUAAGAUUCCACGCAAAAUGAAAACGACCAGGCAGUACAGGGAAUACUUGGAGAAUCUUUUGGAGUAUAUGAUAUAUUUUUUCCAGCGGACAGAACCCCUGAAAGAUCUUGAUCGAAUCUUUUCAAAGGUAACAACCGAGUUUGAAGAAAAUUGGGCUACUGGAAAGGUACUGGGAUGGGAGAAUGUCAAUCAGGAGAAUGGACAUGUACCUACUGAGCACACUUCAAUUGAUCUUGAUUAUUACAGUACAGUUGAAGAGCUUAUGGAAGUGGGUCCUGAAAGGUUAAAGGAGGCGCUGGCUGCAUUGGGACUUAAGACUGGCGGCACUAUUCAGCAACGUGCAGAAAGGCUCUUCCUCACAAAGCAUACUCCUCUUGAUAAGUUGGACAAGAAGCAUUUUGCCAAAGGGGCACGUGGUUUAGAAAAAAACGGGGUGGCUUCUGCUCCACAAGAAGGAAAUUUAAAAGAAAUUGCAUUAAUGGAGGCCAAACUGAAUAAACUGUGUGAUUUGUUAGAUGAGACAAUUCUUCGAACAAAAGACAAUGUUGUAAAGAAGCAAGCCCUAACAUAUGAAGAAAUUGAAGCAGAACGCCUGGAGGAAGAGACACAGGAGGACUCUGAAAGUGAAGAUGAUGAGCAGCAGAUUUAUAAUCCCUUAAAAUUACCAAUGGGAUGGGAUGGGAAGCCCAUACCUUACUGGCUGUAUAAGCUACAUGGUCUGGGUCAGGAAUUUAAGUGUGAGAUAUGUGGGAACUACAGUUAUUGGGGGCGUCGCGCUUUUGAACGACAUUUUAAAGAAUGGCGUCACCAACAUGGGAUGCGGUGCCUUGGUAUACCAAAUACAAAGAACUUCAAUGAAAUCACAUCAAUUGAGGAAGCAAAGGAGCUCUGGAAGAAGAUACAGCAGAGACAAGGAGUGAACAAGUGGCGCCCAGAUCUAGAGGAAGAGUACGAAGACAAAGAAGGCAACAUCUAUAAUAAGAAGACAUACACUGAUUUACAGCGCCAGGGACUGAUAUGAAAAAGAAGCAAUGUCGAGGAAUCUUCUUUCCGAUUCUUCUACUAGUAAAAAUAGAAAAGAUAAAAAAAAAAUCCUCUUUUUACUUCAUCUAUGAAGUGGAAGCAAUUUGUUUUCAGCAGGUUUAAUAGAGGAAUGGUUGUAUCUUAAGCAAAAUAUUUAGCCCUACUAUGGGUGAAGAGUGGGAAGAGACAAGGAGCUGUAUGUUAUGAGUUGUGCUGCACUUUUUUGAGUAACUGUGAAUUUGUGAUUGAUAUCCUAACAAGACUGGAAAAGAAACAAAGGUUCUAA
Trifolium pratense (red clover) is the source of this 2035-nucleotide messenger RNA. RefSeq names its product splicing factor SF3a60 homolog. The transcript has 13 exons. NCBI's taxonomy places the organism in Eukaryota, Viridiplantae, Streptophyta, Magnoliopsida, Fabales, Fabaceae. Gene Ontology annotation, biological process: mRNA splicing, via spliceosome. Gene Ontology annotation, molecular function: zinc ion binding; RNA binding. Bases 221 to 1747 code for a protein of 508 amino acids. Gene Ontology annotation, cellular component: nucleus; spliceosomal complex. The record is from RefSeq and is a predicted model, not a curated record.